Lingula anatina is the source of this 3553-nucleotide messenger RNA. RefSeq names its product protein TANC2. NCBI's taxonomy places the organism in Eukaryota, Metazoa, Brachiopoda, Lingulata, Lingulida, Lingulidae. The record is from RefSeq and is a predicted model, not a curated record. Gene Ontology annotation, molecular function: protein binding.
UUUUUCCAUGCAAGCAUUUGAGAGCUGUAUUGAAAGUGAAUAUCUUUUUUUCUACCAGACAGUUUAUUAUAGACUGCCUUUCUUAAUGUCAAGUCAUGGUUCACUCACACUAAAGGUGGAGUGAGAGAAGAAAAUAUAUUGUCAACUAUUUGAUGGGCUUCUAGGCUGGAUUAUAUAGACUGUCAAUCAUGUAUGGCUCAGUUGCAUGGACUUAGAUACAGAGGGUAUCGCAAAAAAAUAUCACAAACUUAAUUGACAGCCUGCCAGGUUUUAUUAACUGCUCUCAGUCCUCAGCGAGUCAAGGAUCAAGGGCAAGGGGGCAUGAAAAGUGAAAAUACAUAGUAAACUUUAAACCACAGCGAGGCUGUAGAAAGGACCGUGCAAAGGUAAAGUAGGACCACUGAAUCAUUCUCUCAGUUUGCCCAGAGAACUGCGUGAAAAGCGAACAUGGACUGAACUCUGUGGAGUAUUUGAACCAGAUAACAUUACUGGAGGGCAGAGCUUAAGUAGGUGACUUCUUGAGAAUCUGACAGUUCGGGAUUAAUGUUAUUUGUACUGGAGACUGAAGCAAGUGAAAAAGCAAAUUUGUGUGUUUUAUUUCUCAAGGAAAGCCAUGUUAUAAAUGGUGGUUGACAGAUCCCUAUGGUCGUGGAUUGUUGACAAGACUUAAGGUUGAGAUUGUUGAUCGAGAGAUGCCUAUCACACCGUGCCCUAAGAAUAGGAAAAAGUAUGAGGAGGACACAGACUUGUAUACAACGUGCAAAUAGCCAAUUGACUGUCCAAAAGAUUGAGAUUUUUGUCUACUAAAUUUGAUAAUAACAGGUAACCAUUCAUUGCUCUGUAAGGAAUUAUUGUGGUUGACAUUAAGAUAUGGUCCCCAGCCUCAUAACAGCCAUAGAUUAUCUGAGCUUCACUGAGGGAGAAGUUUCAAGGUCUUUUCAUCACAUUGACAGGAAAUACCUGCGGAUGGCAGGUGUCACUAACCCAGGUACAGUUAAAAGUUGGGACAGGACUUCAUUCCUUCUCUUAACUGUAGACGGAAGUUCAUUCAGAAACUAGACUUUUGUGUCAUUUUAAAAAAACGGGUAAGAUAAAGUAAGAUCUACAGGUCAACUGAACAGUCAGUAAAGUCACCUGUAAAUGAAAACCGAAAUUGUGUGUCAUCAUUCUAUAGAUAGCCUGCCACCUGUGCUAGAUACAGUCAAAUCAGCUGGAAUAUAGGACCUUUGGAAAUCAACUACGGAACACAUUGGGUAUUCUUUCUCCUGAUGACAACUUACUGAUGUUUUAUGUGGAAUAAGAUCCAGAUUUCAUCCCACCUGAUAUAAACUGAAAUUUUUGGAUCGCAUCGGCCACCUGACGGGAUACCCCAGGAGUGGAAUAGAUACUGCCUUGACAAGAACAACUGAUCCCAAUUAUUGGAAAUUCCUAGUCGUCUUUCUGAAUUGAUAUUUUACUAAUGAGUCAUAAAAGGCUCAGGGUCAAGUCAAGACUGGAUAGUCACAUAAGUCAAUGCUAAAGAACAUAUUGGAAUUUUCAGCUUGAUUUUUUUGUGUUGUCUCUCUUUGCAUGAGGCAGAAGUCUGUCGGUCACCUCUCAAAAACUGGGAUGAAUGCCCAGCUUGGGGUCAUCUGAGCUCACUGGACAAGACGGACACUAGGAUCCAGCCACAGCAACAGUUUGGAUAUCCACAUUGUUUCAUAGGUCACUGCAAUUGACAGACAGGACUCCGAUUAAAUUCACUGGAAAAUAACUCGUUAGUUCUUUCUGGAAGAAGGUGGAAAAGUUAAUAGACAGAGAGAUUGUUGGCUUAGAUCCUAAGGUCAGCUCCACAGGUUUAAAGGGUCAUGUAUGUUACUGAAGGUGACAUAUUAUAUUAAGCAUAGAAGCCGGAGUCAUAAGGGUAUUCCUUUAAGAGACGUCUUAACACCUGUAACCGGUACAGUGACAUGAUUGAGGAGACACUGGGGCACAUUAAGUUUACAGAAGACUCAAAGACCUCCACAGAAUCUUGAUGGUAAUUAUGGAUCAGAAGUGAAACAUUUUGAUGAUUGUCAUUGCUUGUCAUGGAUGAUGGCUUACAAUUGAGGAAAAAUGACUAGGAUCAGGAUUAAGACAGCUUAGGAAAUACUGGAACGUCUUACCCUAAGUACAGCCUUACUUACACCGGAGAAUACAGUACAAAGACUCGGGAUAAAUUCCAUAGAACAGAAUGAUAUUCACAAACAGAUACGCUUCAUUUUUUGAGAGGUCAAAUCUGCUGAGACCAGAUGCCAGAUCCCUGAGUAGCAUCCGCAUCAUGGAGCCGCAGUCGCAGGCUGCCGGAGACCUGUGUGCGGCAUGUCACAUGCCUUUCGACACUGGGAAGAAACGAAGGCUCAUAGACACGUGCGGACACGAGAGAUGUUACAUGUGCAUGUUCAGCAGUGAUGAGUGUCCACUGUGUGAGGGAGAAAUGUACUCCUCCAUGCCACACAAUCUGAAUGCCAACCACAUCAGACAGACCAGCGACACAGCCCUCCUGUCGUCUCACCGGCCAAAGCUGAAGACCAAUGGUCACUAUGCUGCCCACAUGCAUCUCAAACUGGACAACAACCACUUCCCACUUACAGAGAUGGCCACGCAGACCACACCAAAACCUUUCUACAUGCUCAGUGAUGCACCUCUGGCCAAUGGCACUCCACCGGUCCCACGGCGGAAACCAAAAUUCUUCAGUACGCCAUUGUCUGUUGCACCUCCUCCUGUUCCACCUCCACCAUUAAACUACUCCAGCAAUGAGAAUCUCAACAGCACCGCAGAAACUAGCAGGAGUGCACUGUCUGUGACAGUCACAUCUCUAGAUACGUCAGAUGAAUCUCAUGAGCAGCUGGAUAACCGGAUAAUACAAGUGGAUAACCAGCGGAUAAGGGAAGUUCGACCCAAGGAAAAGAAAGUAGACAAGAAAGUGGAAAAAAAGGAGAAUAAUGCAGUGAAAAAUUUAGCAGUCAAAGAAGGACACACAAAUGAGACGGAGAGCCCCCCUCCCCCUCCGCCGGCCGUAGCCCAAAAUGACCUGAUGAUGAGGUUAGGCUUGUUGCUAGGCAACAGAGAGGUGGAAACACAGCAGUCGGCCAUUCAGACAGAGGACACUUUCACCAGUGUCUCCUCAUUGGCCAGCAGUGGAGCAGCGACUCCGGACCUCGAGAAGUUCUCCGACACCAGUCCCAUGUCUACAUUGACAGGUGUGGCCACAAAACGAUUAGACUCCCUGGCAUUUCACUCUGAUUCAAUGGAAAAUGUUGUCUCACAGGAUGUAGACACAGGAAUUCAAGCUGAAAUGACAGUUUUGGAUCAGUUACAAUCUCUGAUGUACCUUUUAACUCAGGGCACCCUGUGUUUCAGAUCACUGAUUAUUCUUAUGAUUUUGUAUACUGUGCCAUGGACAACUCUUGGACACCCAAGUUGUAAUGAGGAGACUGUCAGCAGCCCAGCAGGAUGCCACCUGAGUGAGCAAAGCACAGCUAUUAAGAGAAGCCCUGCUGAUGGACUGAGACUGGCUGAUCAUGAUGAUUAA